AUGACCCAAAGACUCAACCCCAGUGGUUUCCAGACAGGAACCUUUACACUCUCCGGGGAAGGCGAAUUUAUCCGUCCAGCACCUCCAACUGGGGACCAUCAGCACGGACCCCCACCACCUAACUCGGGGGAUGGAGGCUAUACCAGCGUGGUCCCUCUCCCGCUGUAUACAGCUCGUCCAUUGAGUCUCCACGAGAAGACUCUAGAAGCCCACAUGCGUGACCCCUCUAUUUCCUCCGAGUCUCAGAACUCCUACCCCAAUGACGAAAAGAACGCCAAUCGUUGCGACGAAGAUCUCACCUCCGAUAGUUCAUCGGCCAUUUCCUUUCCCAGCAGCUACGGCAAUACUUCCACUGCAACGAGGGAUACCCCACCACCACCAUACUCCCCUCGUCACUCAGCCAUGCUGAGUCGCUCGCGGACCAUGUCCGUAUCGUCCGCUAUGGCGGUCAUAAUUAAUCCGCCUCUCGCUGCCCGCAUGAACAAUUCGCGGACGGGACAUACAUACUCUGAGGAAGAUAACCGGUCCAUUCGUCGUCAUCGGCGGGUCUCCUGGGAGAGCCGGUGA
Molecule: messenger RNA, 567 nt
Organism: Penicillium digitatum Pd1
Lineage: Eukaryota; Fungi; Ascomycota; Eurotiomycetes; Eurotiales; Aspergillaceae
Source: RefSeq, a predicted model, not a curated record